GAAUCUUCCCUCAAGAUCUUCCUGAAGAUGUUUCUACAGAUGAAGAUGAUGAUGAAUUCAGCAGGGGAAGGCGAAAGAAAAAAGCUGUCAAGCCUUGGGAGAAAAACAAGUUGGAAGAAGUAAAAGAGGAUGCACAAGAGAUGUCAAAUGUGAAGGAAGCAUCAGUUCCCCAGAAGAAGAGGAAAAAAAGGAAGAAGAGGGACAGCCCAAGUGCUGAUUCUGGAACAGCUGAUGGAAACUGUGAGGAGGGAAUAGCUGAAACAUCUGGAUCUAAUGUUUUUAGCCAGGAAAAGGUGCCAGAAAAUAACAAGGAAAGGAAGAAAAAGAAAUUGCUAGUAAAUGAGGCAAAUGAGACCACAAAUGUAGCAACUGACACCAGAGAAAAUCACAGUAUCUCUGCGCAGAACAGUCCGACCGGCACAGAACAGAGUAAAAAGAGUCAGUUGAAGAAAAUGAAUCCAAAAGUGCAAAAUAUUCCUCUAAAACCAGCGUGUCAGAAUGGACCAGCUAAUGCCAAUAAGACAGAGGAUAUCAGCCCAUCUGUCACACCGUUAACUCCUAAGGUUGUGAAAAAGAAACAGAAAGCAGGAGCUGUCUUGGUGAAUGGGGAUGCCCUUUUGCAGCAAACUAACAUGAAAUCCAACAAGGAGGGCUUGCUGGGGACCCUAUCAGGAGAUGCAAACUCUGAAUUUGCACCCUCCAGAAAGGUCAAAUUGAAGACAAAGCUAGUUGGUUUGGAAGGGAUGAAAGUCUCCAGCCAGAAAGCAGCAACCUUGAAAAAGAAGAGAAAAGUAAAAGAGGUGCUAAACUCUGUCGAAGCCAAUGGAGUUCUGGAGACUGCAUGCAAGAAAAGCAGGAAGGGGGAAAGUAGUGCCACUUUAUCAUCCUUAAAGAAAAAGAAAGCAAAACCAGGAAAUGAUUUUGUGAAAUUUGAAAAAUCAACUUUACCAAAGCCAGUAUUCUUCAGGAAAGCCAGAAGCAGCAUCUCUUCCACCAGAGCAUCCAUACAGCUGAACAAGCUGCAGUCGUCCAGCUCCAAAAAAGUCACAUUUGGCUUGAAUAAAAACAUGACUGCUGAAUUUAAGAAGACUGAUAAAAGUAUACUAGUGAGCCCAGAAGGACCCUCCCGUGUGGCUUUCAAUCCUGAGCAGAAACCCCGUCAUGGAGUGCUGAAGUCACCCACAGGUACCCCAGCAGGAGAGCCUCAAAUGAAGAAACCGUUUACUGUAUCAGCUAAGAAGAGAUCAACUCCUGUGGACUUCUUUUAAACCAACAGAUGUGGCCUACUUUUGUACAGGACAUUUUGCUAACCUAGAAUGUUCUCUGGAGGUAUUUUGAAGGUCUUUAUUUUUUUAAGUUAAUAGGAAUUGAAUAUACAAAAUUCUAAUUGUGACCUGGGUCAUCGCUAUUUUGACACCACUUCAGCUAUAUCUUGAAAUACUUGUUUUGUCUAUUUACAGAAAAGAAACAAAAUCC
Messenger RNA from Phaethon lepturus (White-tailed tropicbird), 1476 nucleotides. RefSeq names its product ribosomal RNA processing protein 1 homolog B-like. The transcript has 5 exons. The annotation marks the transcript as partial. NCBI's taxonomy places the organism in Eukaryota, Metazoa, Chordata, Aves, Phaethontiformes, Phaethontidae. The record is from RefSeq and is a predicted model, not a curated record.